GAUCCUCUGUGAAAAUCCAAUCAUCUCUCAAUCACAAUUAUUCGAAUUACUACUAUCAUAUUUCGAUCCUCUUCGAUUUCUAAUAUUUUUUCGAUUGAUUUGCUUAAUUCAAAAUUUCCUAUGGAUCGAUCUUAAUUUGAUAUUUUUCUGCAUCAGUUUUUCAAUUCUACGAUUGAACAAUUGAUUGCAUAUUUGAAUGUUCUAUAUGAAGAUGAGAAUAGAUCUGUUUAUGCAAUUAAUCUGAGUCAAGGAAGAGUAUCAAUUUGCAGCUUCUUCUUCUUCAGGUAAUCUCUAUCUCUCUCUCGCUCUUUAUUCUUCUAUUUUCUUUCUUCCUUUCAUUCCUCAUUUUGCAGCCCUAAUAUCAAAGCAAACACUCCAAUCCAAUCAAUUCAAUUUAUUUAUAACUUCAAUUCAACUGCGAUUAUCGUUUAGAAAGGUUUCCUAAGUAAUGGAAGUUGAUUCGUGAUCUGGUAAAUUUGUUUAUUAGCUAACUCUGCUAAAUUUACCUAUUUUAUAGUAUUCUCCAAAGGCCUGUGAUGAUCAACAUAUUUGCCUACAUUGUCUGAUUGCUCUAAUAGUUGAAGAGUCUUUUCCUACAAGUAUGAGGCCUUAGAGGAUGUAGAUAAUUAUCAAAAGCAUUGUUCGACCUUUCAGUCAAUUUGUUAAGUGUUCUCUAGCUUAUGAUAGGAAAACUCUGAUAAUCCUGAUGUCUGAAUUUUUUUGAACUUGAAUAAUUUACCAUCUGGACUCAUUAUUGUGCAAUAGUAAAUUUUUAUUUGGGGAGAGCUACAAUAAUUUUAGCAUUUCGGUAAUUGCUAAGUCUACCCAACCAAUUCCUAAUUGUAUCUCUGACAGAAUCAGGAGAAAGCAAAAGCAAACAAUAUAGAAAUAAGAUUUAUAGAAAUAAGAUUUAGAUUAGAAGAAUGUGCAAACACUUCACUCAUAUUAUAAUAAAAAUAGAAUAGACUAUGAUCUUGAUUCAUUCUCAUUUGCAGACUAUGAUCAGUAUUCUUGAUAUGUUGCAAUGUACUAGUUCAAUUGCAAAAAUUGUAGCUUCUGAUAGUUUAGUUGUUGACUUGUUGUUAGUUAAUGGUAACUGUUGCAGUACAUUACAGGUAAAUGAGUCUUGAAUUUAUUUCAAUUUAUUAUUUUUUUAUUUUUCUAAGUUAUCUUCUCUUGUUUAUUUUCUGCAUCAUAGGAUGGUGCCACAAAGAAAAUCCUGUUCCAGUUUCAAUGUAUAACAUAGAAAUUGGAGAAAGCAUUGGAUAACUUGCCUUAUGAUGAUUUUAACAUAUCAGAAGAAGUGCUAGAGCAGAUAAGUAUUUGCCAUUGAGCAUCUUUAUAGUGUUAUUUGAACUUGAUUCAUGUCUAAACAUGAUCCUGUCACCAGGUUGAAUUAGUCCGGUCACAGUUGAGAGAGCCGCUGAAAGAUACGGCCGCCCUCUAAGCUCAAGCUUAUCUCAGCCAUCGGAUAAGGAGAUACAUGUAGAAAAAACCAUUAACUUUGACCACCGGAUCGGAUUUGUAUAUGAAACUGAGAUGUAUUGGAUUUAUAUAGGUCUUGUCAGAUUACUAUAUGUUGUUAAUAAAGAUUUGUUAUUGUGCAAAGCUGAAUAUAUAUAUUGAUAAAUUGAGGUAUUUCUUACAAAAUUUCAAGACCAUCAGCGAAGCUCUCAAUGCUUACCCGCCCAAAUUCAAGGGCAGAUUCGUCAUCCACGUCAAGGCCGGCGUCUACAACGAGCAGGUCAUCGUGGACAAGAAGAAGCCUAAUGUCUUCAUCUACGGAGACGGCAUUGCCAAGACCAUUGUGACGGGCAGCAAGAACUACGGCAUUAUGAACAUCGGAACAAUGCACACCGCUACAUUCGCAAACGAGGCCUCCGGAUUCAUUGCGCGGGGAAUGAGCUUCCGCAACGAGGCCGGGCCGCAGGGGCACCAAGCGGUGGCGUUCCGGUCGCAGGGGGACAAGACGGCGUUGUUCGACUGCAGCUUCGAGGGGUCGCAGGACACUCUGUACUACCAGAACCUGAAGCAGUUCUACCGCAACUGCCGCAUCUACGGCACCGUGGACUUCAUCUUCGGCAAGGGCGACUGCGUCAUCCAGGACAGCCAGAUCAUCGUCAGGAAGCCCCUCCCCAACCAGUUUAACACUGUCACUGCCGACGGCAGGGAGAUCAAGCGCGGCAGCAACGGCCUCGUCCUCCACCACUGCUCCAUCGUCCCCGACGACUAUCUGUGGCCGGUCAGGUUCCAGAUCCCCACCUUCCUCGGCCGCCCCUGGAAGCCCGAGGCGCUCACCGUCGUCAUGCAGAGCACUCUCGGGGACUUCAUCAGGCCCGAGGGCUGGAAGAUUUGGGACGGCUCCACCAACCACCACACCUGCACCAUGUAUGAGUACGGAAACACCGGCCCCGGAGCCAAUACCAAUCGCCGCACCAAGGAAUUCAAGCGUUUCAAGGUCAUUACCGCCGCUGAAGCUGCCAAAUUCACCGUCGGCCACUUCCUCGCCGCCGGAGAAUGGCUGCCGCAGACCGGCGUCCCUGUGCAGAUGGGCUUGUAUUGAUAUUGGGAUACUAUAUCAAUGCAAUCUUGCUUCUAACUACCUAAUUA
Salvia miltiorrhiza (redroot sage) is the source of this 2610-nucleotide messenger RNA. Its product is annotated as pectinesterase 4-like. The transcript is spliced from 2 exons. Gene Ontology annotation, molecular function: pectinesterase inhibitor activity; pectinesterase activity. Lineage: Eukaryota; Viridiplantae; Streptophyta; Magnoliopsida; Lamiales; Lamiaceae. The record is from RefSeq and is a predicted model, not a curated record. The coding region runs from base 1577 to 2563 and encodes 328 amino acids. Gene Ontology annotation, biological process: cell wall modification.